UCAGUCGUGAGUCGAGUUGGCCAUCGGUAAUACAUUUGUGUAGGCAGCGUUUUCUCCACGUUUAUGGUCCUCCCUUUAUUUAGUAAUUAGUGUGGGGCACCAAGAAAGGAAAAGCAUCCCGUGGUUUUGGAGAUUGUAACAAAACAUAUGGUAAGAAAAUUAGUUGAACAACCUUUAUCAAGCUUUAAGGAUGGCCAACACAAAAUAUGGAAUAUACAAAGAUAUGGAUAAGUACAAGGAUGUAGAUGCUGAAGAAAUUUUGAAGACUUUGACUGAAGAGGAACUUGAGCAACUUGCUGAAGAACUGGAUCCUGAUAAUGAGUCCCUACCAGCUUCAGACAGACAGAAGGAGCACACAAAGAAACAACCUACUGGUCCAUUUGACAGACAACAUCUGGUAGAAUUCCUUGAGAAAAAAGCGAAGGAGGAAAAAGACUGGGAUGAUAAAGUUCCCUAUAAAGCUGGGGAAAAAAGAGGUAAAGUUUAUGCUGCAAAAACUCAAGAAAGUGCAAAGAAUGUAGACUUGAACAUCAAACUAGAUGCUGACUGGGAACAUGCUUUAGAAGAAGCAUCUGAAGAAGACUUGGUUGAUUUAGCAGGUAUUCUUGGUCUUCAUGGCAUGCUAAAUCAAGAGCAGUUUGAAGCUGCACAAAGGAACGAGAAGCUUCUGGAUGACCAGGGUGGAUUUCAAGGAAUUGCUAAGUUCAGUUUACCUAAAUCGGCACCAGAAGAUCAAAAGAAUGACACGGAUGUUGCAGCUUCCAUUAAACUUCUCCAAGGCAAUGAUGCUUCUCUCAAGGCUCUCAAUCUCAACAACAUUCUAAAUAUGUCCCUUGAGCAACUGAAGAACAUAUGUGGAACUCUGGAAGUGAACACACAGCUAAGGGAAUUAUUAAUGGCAAACACACGCCUUAACGAUCAAGUUGCAAAGGUGCUAGGAGAAGCUUUGAAAAAGAACAAGACAUUGACAUCCUUGAAUGUAGAAUCCAACUUCAUCACGCAGGUUGGUGUAAAUGCUAUCAUGCAGGCCAUGAGGAAUAAUACUACUUUGACUGAGCUUAGGAUAGCUAAUCAGAAUUGCCAAAUGGGUCAAAAAUUGGAGCGUGAAAUAGCAGACAUACUUGAAGCAAACACAACUCUCCUGAAGUUUGGUUUUGCCUUUGAGCAUGCUGGACCAAGAGUACAGGCUCAUGAUGCUAUUUUGAGGAAUAUAGAGACAGUGCGAAAAGGACGUGUCAAUAGCAGCAAGUGAGCCGAUGGGAACAGUUUUGGGGACUUCAAGAGUCGGCAAGUUGGAUGGAAUAGAAAUUUCUUUGUGUUAGAAAGUGUUGUUUAUUUAGUGUAGGUUGCAGUGCACUUAAUACUCAAAAUAUGUACAAUCAUUUCUAUCAAGGCUUUUAUAACGAAACUGAUAGUUAAUGAUGAAAAAACAUUGUAUUGACUACUCUUGUUGAAACCUCUUGCAGUGUUUACACUCUAAGGAGCGACCAAAUUUACAUCAGAUUUGGUGUGCAUGACUUGUUGCAAAGUAUGUACCUCACUAUGAAAGGCAGCAGCAAUAGCUUUCAUUAAAUGUUAUUAUGUAAAUACCUCAUAAUGAAGGCACACUAGCUUGUGUCAUUACUUAUUACAUAUAAUAUACAUGUAUACAUGUAGACAUAAUGUAUGCUUCUCAUAAUUAAGGUAAGUGUAGAUGCACUGUUUAGUGUUUACGAAGUACUUAUCCAGUAAGCUACAUGUAUACAUUGAAGUGAAUGAAAACUUACCCAUUUCUGUUUUCAAAAUUUUCUCAGCCUGUUUAAUUAUGUACACAUUUAGGACUGAAAUUUUUCAUAAUUAGUAUGAUAAAGAUAUAAAAAUUAUGCUUUUCUUUGUAACCAUUGCCACUUAAAUUUUAGGACUUUAAUUGUUCGUAUUCUAUGACCCUUGAAGAAUGCAAUGUGGCUGCGUAUACAUCUAGAGCCCUUUGCACACGAGAGCCGAAGACCAACGUCCCUUGUUUGUGGGCACCAGUUGUCUGUCUUAAAGGUUGUUUGCGAUUUCAUGACCAACAUUCACACGAUCACGCACAUUGCGUUCCCGACUACCCUUGUUUAUGUGAGAUCGCACUGUGGUGUUGUUUAUCAGUUAGCUGGUGCUCUGUCAGUGUCCGUUUAGUGUCAUGUAUUUGCUUUAGGUUACCAUCGAUCUUGGCGCACCAAUGACAAUGUGUUUUCCAGGCAUAACAAUCUUCCGGAUUUUUCACUUCAAAAAUAUGUGGUCUCCAAGUUCAAAAUUAAAAAUCGGGGGAUGAGCGAACGGGUUUGCGUACACACCAUUAUUAUUGCAUGCAUUAAAAGACGUUCAGAGUGUUUCUCGAACGGAUUCAUCCAUUGUUAGAUGUUGACAUCGCCAGAACCUGCAUGUGUGGAGAAUUUGCAGCGAAGUACAUGUACUUUACAUGUUGCAGCGAUUGAUCACAACCAAAUUCUCACUACAUUCCGUAGUAGAGUAAGGAACAGUCCUACUUGUGUUUUGUAUGAGCAGUGCGCGCGAUGUGUAUGCUUUAGUUGAACAUAAAAAGGACUGACUGUCAAGUCUAUUUACAGAUUUUUCCCCCCGUUUUUUGGUGCGGCAAUCAAAAUGACACUCGGUGUCGUCAUUACGUGUUUUGCAACGUGAAGCCGCUGGGAUGUCAAGGAAAUUGUCAAAACGAUAACAACUAUACGAUUUCUCAGCGUCCCGACUCCAAAGAUAAAUGUAUCCGAAAGCAUUUUGUAUGAAAUUGGAAUCGGAAAAGCCAGAUUCAAGUCCUCCUUGAUCGGAUAGCUUCUUGGUCAUAGAAAAAAUUUUGUUUGAGCAAAGAGAAAGGACAACAGUUGGCAUUUCUCUAUGGUUUGAGGAAAGCAAUACAAUAAACUAAUUCGCAAUUUGUGCCGCCGACACCAUUUUGUUGGAUACCUGGAAUAGACGACCUUUCUCCAUGAGGUAAUGACGUGUUUACUGCUUGAAACUUUGUGCAUAAAGAAAGGAAACCCCAAUGGUUUGUGCAUGCAUGGUCGUUGUGCGAUCACCAGGGACCUUGGUAAUCUACUGUGUGCCGUUUCACACAAGUGAUCUCGGCAAUUCUAAACAGGGUUGCGAUUUUUGGAGGUCUCGAGCUCGAUUGUACACGCCGUGGUGAUUUCUUCGCAGGGCUAAGGAUUCAUUUCACACGACACUCGUUUGUGAUUAUAUAAUGGGAAUGUGAUUUCGCUCCCAACGACCAUAGUU
Messenger RNA from Asterias rubens (European starfish), 3252 nucleotides. RefSeq names its product tropomodulin-2-like. Gene Ontology annotation, molecular function: tropomyosin binding. Gene Ontology annotation, cellular component: myofibril. Gene Ontology annotation, biological process: pointed-end actin filament capping; myofibril assembly. The coding region runs from base 191 to 1252 and encodes 353 amino acids. Lineage: Eukaryota; Metazoa; Echinodermata; Asteroidea; Forcipulatida; Asteriidae. The transcript is spliced from 10 exons. The record is from RefSeq and is a predicted model, not a curated record.